AGACUGCCUCAGAAAAAGAGCGCUCAAAAGUUUGGUAAAUGCGUAUUUGCACCGGAAUUGAAAGGUUAACGUUAUAGAGAUGGCAUAACGCACUGAUUUCUUGAAGGGACGGUUAUUCAUUCAUUGCUAAUCUUUUUUGAGUUACAUAAAUACGAGAUGGAAUGUUAGGCCUAAUCUUGCUUGGUUGUUAAGCCUAAAAUUUCAUGCAGAAGACAUGGCGCGUCUGCACGAUUGUUUGUUUCAAAACAGUAUUUAUGUAUGUGCGCGCUCCGCGAUAAAAUGUUGCAUUUCAUGGUCCUCGCAGAAGCCGUAGCGUACAAUUCAGUGCCAAGAGGAGAACGAAAAAGAAAAAUGAGCAGUAAAGACAGCGAAAACUGUCAGAAAAGCUUCGGCUCUGUGCCGUUGCUUGACAUGCUGGCAGAGGUGGCGUCUGCAACACUUAAAAGUGACCCGGUUUUAUUGAAGGACUCGCCGCAAAAGGUUCGAAAGGCUUCCAUGCAAGCGGACAUUCUUACCUUGGAUCAGAUCCGUGCACUGUCAGACCGUAUGUUGCUUGACAUGUUUUCCGAACUUACAAGCAACGAAAUAAAACGGAUCUUCAGCUAUCGGUGUUACUUGAUGCCCGAAACCUGCACAGAGACAUUUUCUAGUUUCGGAAACGAGAACAGAGCAAGAUUACAGAUGAAGUCUCAUCUGCUCACUCAUAUAGCCAAGCUGCUUAGGGAAACAGCAGGCAUGGACCAAAAGAGCAAAUUCACUGCAGAGCCCAUUCAGGCAAGACGCCGUCGCCUUAUGGAGCUUGAUGGAGGAGGCCGCAGGAAACGGCGAGGCCAGGCGAAGAAAGUUGCACCAGUCAAGCCGGAACGGCACGAGAAACGCAAGAUAAAGGUUCGAACCGCCCCGCCUCCGCAACGCGACACAACCUCCAACGGCACCCACAAAGACCUGCACCACCGCACGAGCCAGAGGCAAGUAGCGCAGCCAGCAUCCGAAGAGAAACCCAUCGUGGAAGACGGACCGAGACAGUUGGUAUUGCAAGACCACUCCUACGCUGGUAAUGGACGGAAAGCUUGUCUCCCCGAAGACGACGAGUCAGACAGCGACAUGGAGGAAUUGUGCGGAGACGAAGUGGAAUCGCGGACCCAUCUGCCCCCCCACAUGGUCAUCGCCACCCCAGCCUUCCCUUACGUGUACGUGCCUCUGUUGCCUAACACGUCGUCCAUUCUGGAAGUGGCGGAACAAGAGGACGAGAGUUCCGUGAAGAGCGAAGAUGAGAGCGAGUCCGAGCCAGAGGCUGCCCUGGAAGCCCCACGGCCGCAGGAAAUGAGGAGUCCCCGAAAGUUUGCAGACAGAAGGGCACCGGACUCUGCGGACUACGAGAGGAGGCUGGCACUGAAACACAUCCGCGCCCUACGCUCCAAGCGAAAGGACGAACGAGGCCCUCUGGUGUGCAAGAUCUGCAAGACUAAAAUGUUCACAGCACAGGCUACUCUGAUGUACCACUACCGCAGUCAUGCAGGUAUCAAGCCCUUCAACUGCAAAAUCUGUGAGGCAACAUUCACGCGUCAGCACAGUCUCAACUACCAUAUGCUGAUCCAUAACAACAAGAGUCGCUUCGCAUGCGACGACUGCGGACGGAACUUCCGCCACCCCAGCCACUUCAAGGAACAUCUUCGCAGACACACCGGAGAAACACCGUAUGAAUGCGCAGACUGUAAACAGAGGUUCAAAACAAGGAACACUUACAAGAGGCACCUCAAGACUCGCCACAACAAGAUCCUCACGGCGCAGGGAAUCGUUUCUCUGGGAGACAAUGCCGAGGGCCUUUUGCGCAGAGCCUUGAGGCACCACAAGCAGAAAGAAGACUCGUGGGCGGAUGUGGCGUGCACCCCUUCUCCGUAGACGUGAAACAGUUGUGCGCGGGAAAAGUGCGAACACUCAACCGGAGUUGUGCAUACGGAGGCCUUUUCACUAUCACACGUCGCGAGUGGAACACGACGUCAUAGAACCAGCGUACUUAAAAGAUGUCACGAAGCAUGGCCAUCGCAGUUUGUGCUAUGCAGGCACGUGCUAGGCACUGUGCAUGCGUGGAACAAAUGAAUUUUAGGCUUGUGCAAGUUGGCCAUGAGCUACCCAAGUGUGAUCAUUCGUGGAGAUCGAGAAACCCCGUAAAGGGCCCGAAAGUUUUGUAGAGCACCCUUUGUGCGUUUUUUUUACCGCGACUUCAUACGAGCAAUCUGCGUAAAGAUCCCGUCAUCCCGUUUUUGUGUUUCGUUUCUAGUCACCCCGAGUUCCGUCAACCCGUGCGGCAGUUCCGAGCUGGUGGUGGUGGCGGCGGCAAAGGAGAAGAGGGUUUCAGCCGUAGCUAGUGUGUGAAUAAAAUUCGAGUGAAGUGACACCAGUGGCCAUCACAGUGACGUGGGUCGAUGAAUAUUUUUGUAGUUGAGAAAGCUACCAGAUGUCUCGGGCUGGUUAUACGAAUGCCGUGAGCAAUAUUAUGUAAAUUUUGUACAAAGACUGGCUUUGUAAAAAGUUUGAAAACUCAAAACGCUAUUAAAGCUUUUUGUUUCUGUAAUCUA
Ornithodoros turicata is the source of this 2579-nucleotide messenger RNA. Its product is annotated as gastrula zinc finger protein xFG20-1-like. Gene Ontology annotation, molecular function: DNA-binding transcription factor activity, RNA polymerase II-specific; RNA polymerase II cis-regulatory region sequence-specific DNA binding. The transcript has 8 exons. The coding region runs from base 259 to 1902 and encodes 547 amino acids. NCBI's taxonomy places the organism in Eukaryota, Metazoa, Arthropoda, Arachnida, Ixodida, Argasidae. The record is from RefSeq and is a predicted model, not a curated record. Gene Ontology annotation, biological process: regulation of DNA-templated transcription.